Aspergillus homomorphus CBS 101889 is the source of this 1395-nucleotide messenger RNA. RefSeq lists its product as uncharacterized. The transcript has 2 exons. Gene Ontology annotation, molecular function: oxidoreductase activity, acting on the CH-OH group of donors, NAD or NADP as acceptor; protein binding; NAD binding. The record is from RefSeq and is a predicted model, not a curated record. The coding region runs from base 1 to 1395 and encodes 464 amino acids. Lineage: Eukaryota; Fungi; Ascomycota; Eurotiomycetes; Eurotiales; Aspergillaceae.
AUGGCGCCCAAGGUCGCAAUCCUCGACGACUACCAAAACAUCAGCCCGCGCCACUUCGAGCACCUCACCUCGCGCGUCGACAUCAGCUACUUCCCGGACACGCUGAACCCGCGUCUCGCCGAUCAGCAGAAACAACUCAUCGAGCGCUUGCAGCCGUUUGAGAUUAUCGUCGCCCAGCGCGAACGCACACCUUUUUCCAAGGAAACGCUGGCCGCGCUUCCGAACCUGAAACUCCUCCUCACGACGGGCACGCGCAAUCUAGCCAUCGACAGCCAGUACUGCGCCGAGCGGGGGAUCCCUGUCGGCGGCACGCAGACCCGGCCGGCGGGCAUCAACUCGACGGUGCAGCACACCUGGGCGCUGAUCCUGGGAGCGACGCGCCACGUCGCGCGGGACGACGCGGCGAUCAAGCGCGGCGAGUGGCAGGGGUCGCUGGGGAUGACGCUCGCGGGGAAGACGCUGGGACUGCUGGGUUUGGGGAAGUUGGGGGCGCAGGUGGGCAGGAUCGCGGUGCAGGGGUUCGGGUUGGAGGUGAUUGCGUGGUCGACGAACCUGACGCAGGCGAAGGCGGACGAGCAGGCCGAGGCGAUGGGGCUGCCGGCGGGGAGCUUUCGGGCGGUGUCCGACAAGCUGGCCUUCUUCCGGGAGGCCGACGUCGUGAGCGUGCACAGCGUGCUGUCGGAGCGCAGUCGCGGCAUUGUGGGUCGCCCGGAGCUGGCGGCUAUGAAGAAAACUGCCCUGCUGGUCAACACAUCCCGAGGUCCGUUGGUCGACGAGGCGGCCUUGCUGGAGACCCUGGCCAGCGGCGCGAUCGCCGGCGCCGCCUUGGAUGUCUUCGACCCCGAACCGCUGCCCGCCGACAGUCCCUGGCGCACCACCGCUUGGGGCCAGGACGGCCGCAGUGAGGUCCUCCUGACGCCGCACACGGGUUAUGCGGAUGAGCAGAUCCACGGGUGCCCCAUCCCCUUCGCCAGCGGUGCCUACUCCCUCGUCUCGCUACCCGCCGGCUCCGUCUUCUGCAAGAUCGAAGGCACCACCCUGUCCAAGAAAGCCUACACCUCCGUGCAAACCGGCCGGGACUCGCACAUCGAGCUCAACUCCGACCUCGUCUACUGCAACCAUUCGUGCGCCCCGACAGUGGAUUUCGACAUGGACCGCAUGGAGGUUCGGGUGGUGGCGGACCGCGACCUGAAGGCCGGCGACCCGUUGACGUUCUUCUACCCGUCGUCUGAGUGGGAGAUGGACCAGCCGUUCCAGUGCACGUGUGGCGCCGGCGAGAAGUGUCGGGGCGUUAUCGAUGGGGCUAAGAAUAUGCAGGUUGAGGUGUUGCGGGAGUAUUGGUUGAAUCCGCAUAUUGAGGAGAUGGUUAGGGAGAGGGAGGGGGGGUCGCUUUGA